Plasmodium fragile is the source of this 4374-nucleotide messenger RNA. RefSeq lists its product as uncharacterized. NCBI's taxonomy places the organism in Eukaryota, Apicomplexa, Aconoidasida, Haemosporida, Plasmodiidae. The transcript is spliced from 4 exons. The record is from RefSeq and is a predicted model, not a curated record. Bases 1 to 4374 code for a protein of 1457 amino acids. Gene Ontology annotation, molecular function: RNA binding.
AUGAGUACAGUUAUGGAGGAAAGCAAAAUGGAAAUUGAGACGAAUAAAGAAAAUGAGUGCGACGGAAAGGUGACCCAUGGGUCCCACGAGGGUAACACCAACGGAAAUGGUGAAGGCGACCAAAAAAGCGCCGACAAGGCUGAAGGUGGUGACAAUGGUGAAGGCGACCAAAAAAGCGCCGACAAGGCUGAAGGUGGUGAAAAAAGCGCCGACAAGGCUGAAGGUGGUGACAAUGGUGAAGGCGACCAAAAAAGCGCCGACAAGGCUGAAGGUGGUGACAAUGGUGAAGGCGAUCAAAAAAGCGGCGAUAACGAUAAGGGAAACGAAAAUGAAAGCAAGGCCGAAAAUGAGGAGAACAAAAGCAGCAACCGCUGGGCGGACAUGUGCGAGGACUACGACGCUCCCUUAGUUGAUACAUAUAAUGACGACAACGAUAUGAAGCACAAAACGACGGAUAGCAAUUUUAACGACAUGAAUAGCAGCAUUAAGCAAAAUUAUUUCAUGUCAAACAAAAAUGACAUGAGCAACUUCUCGCCAAGCUACGAAGUGUACAUCCGUAACUUGCACCUGGAGAUAACGAAGGAAGAAGUGUACAACUUAUUCGAGGGUUACCGCAUCAGGAGGGUGAACAUUUUAAAUAAAAAGGGCAAAACAGCAGCGGCAUAUGUAGAGUUUGACAAUGCGGAGGACAUGAACAGGUCGCUGGAGUUAAAUGGAAGGAUGAUUUAUUCUGGAAAUAACACAUUCGAGCAGGGAGCAAUAUCGGUCAUAAUAAAUAAGGACAAAAUGAAAAAUUUCAACAGCAAUCAGAAGCAAAAUAAGUUUAAAAAAGUUAUCGGCAGGAGCAAUAACAGCUUUGCGAGCUUGCGACAGGGAAAUAACAAUAUGAGUAACUUGAUGAGCAAUUACAACUCAGGAGUGAAUAGUGGCAAUAACAUGAACAGUAGUAACAAUAGUCCCUUCGGAAUGAGUAAUAAUAUGUACUUCAAUGACAGCAACAAAAAUUUGAGGAUGGAAAUGAAGGGGAACGCGAUGAAUACCAGUAAUAACAUGGGUACAAGUUUUAAUAAUUACACACACAUGAAGUUAAAUUAUAUGAACAAUAGUAACAACAAUAGUGGAAGUGGCAUGAAUAUGAACCAAGGAAGCAACAAUAAUGCCCACAUGCUAAAUGAAAAAAUGAAUAAUAGUGCUGCGUUUGCCUUUAAAAGUAUGAAUUACCCCAACAGUAGCAACAACAAUAGUGGGGGAAAAAAUGUCAACAUGAACAGUGAAGGCAAUGCCAAUACGUCAACCUUACCAGAACAGAGGAAAAAGCUAGUCCUGAAGAAACGCUCCGUGCCUCUAGAUCAAAAGACGUAUGUUAUCAACCCAAGCAUCUUUGGAGAGGCCAAACCGGUUGAUACAAACCCGGACAAAAUUUUAGGCGAUAACGUUACCAAGGAGAAAGAUUCAAAUGCUGCUACGAAUAACGCUGGUGAAGAGGGGGUUAAGAAGGCUGAAGGACAGGAAGAUGAUGACGCGCAGCAGAAGAAGUCCAUCGGGAUGAACAAUGAAAAUGUUGGGAACGGCGUGAACGACCCGAACAGUAGCAGCAGCGGAAAUAAGUACGUGUUUAACUACAAAAAAAAUAUGAACGCAGGGAGAAAUUUUAACCUAAAUAGCAACGUCCAAAGCAGCAGCAAUAACAACAACAAUAGCAGCAGCAACAAUAACAAUAACAAUAGCGGUAGCACCUCGGGGGGGAAGUUCUCCAGCGCCAAAAAGGUUUUCAUGAUGAAUAAGAAUAACCCCAGUAACAACCCCAGCAACAACCCCAGCAGUGGGAUGAAGAAAAAUUUGAACAGCUUUGAUAAUAACCAGAGUGGGAGCAAGAGCAUAGGAAAUAGCGGCCUGAGCAGCCCGCGCAGCCCCAAUGCGAACAACCUCGGUUCGGACUCGGGCAACACCACAGGGAACAUGAAAAGGUUGAACAUGAGCAACAAGAAUUACAAAAAUGGAGAAAUGAAUAAUAGUGUACACUCUAGCCCAUUCAGCACCAAUGUGAAGAACACCAACGCAGAUGAUACUAAGAAGGGUCUGAACCUAAGAGGAAUGCACAGUCAUCAUAACGCAUUCGGAUCGUCAAACGCACAUGAACAUGGGACAGGAAAUAAUGCUUUUGGAGGAGGUAGCACGUCUAGGGAUGACUCGAAUGACAUGUUUGCGAACAUUCGAAGCGGGAACAUAAAGACGGAGAACAAAAGCAACGACUCUCCCUUUUCCAGCGGAAAGCAAAAAGAACUAAACAUCAUCAAGAAAGACGACAAGGCGCAUAUUAAGAAUAUCAUUAUGAAGAAUAUGAAGCGAGAGGAUGGAGGGAAUGCAAACUACUUGGGGAACAACAACAGUUGCGAUGGUAGCGGAGGUGCUGGCUACAAAAACAAAAGCGAAAACAGCCCCCUCUUUCGUAACAAAGAUUCAGGAGGACUAAACUUUAGGACAAACAAAGCUGGUGGAUCUACUGGUGCUUCUAAAUUGAACUCGGACAAUGAUGGAGGCAAGGACGGCAUGAUGAAUAAUUAUAAAAAGACUAAUGAUGGCAAUGUUAAGAAAGGCGAAGAGCCAUUUGAAAAUAUGAACCGAGGUCCCAACAGAAAUAUCAACAGGAAUAACAGUUCCUAUGGAAAUGUCACUUCAUCUCAAGGGGCGACCAGUGGGGAAGGUGCUAAUAAUAACAGCCGAUCAGGAGCAGCAGCAGAUAGCUACAAUACGCAAGGGGGAGACAACUCCUACAGUUACAAUAUUGAAAAUUUGUACGACAGUUCGCUAAAGUAUGUGAAAAAUGCCAAUAACUCAAGUAAGGCAAAAAAGGUUACUGCUGUGAAGACGGUGAAGGUUAUCGCGACGGAAAAGAAAAACGAUGAUGACAAUGACUCAGACAAGUUGAGGGAUAAAAAUGGAAAAGACGACCCAAACAAUGAUGGAGCGGGGGAUGAUCAAAACGGAGGUAACCCUAGUGGCAACAAUAACAGCAGCAGUAAUGGUGGCCAUGGAAAGGAAGAUAAAUAUAAUGACGAUAAAAAAGUGGGGAAUAAUUAUGACGACUCGGGCAGAAGCAAUGAUAAUUACACCUACGAAUCGGAUAGCUCAGAGAAUUGCAAAGACAUCACCACUACCAAUUUGAAGUCCACUCUUCUACACACUAAGACGAAAAAGAGAGUUAAGAAAAAACCUGUUGAGGAAGGAGAACAGAACAGCGGAAAUAAUAACCCUAAUGAUGAAAAUGCACAAAAUGGCCAAGCAGGAGGAAGUGGAAAUAGCAAGGGACAGAAAAUCGACAUUUUGAUGAAGCCCAAUUUGAAAAAGGGGGAAAAUAUUUGGGAAGCCAGAACCCACCUUCUCGUGGAGCAGGAGAAUAGUCUGAAGAAUGACAAAGGGUCACACGACGGCUCCAGGAGGAGUCGCUCCCCCGCGAACAAGGUCAGUCGAGAUAGCAGUCACCGCAGGGAUGAUAGCAAACGAAGGGUGAGUAGUAGUAGGAGGAGGAGGGACGACAGCAGGCGGGAUAGAUACGCACGCAGAUAUGAAAGGCGAGACGAUCGCCGAGAUGACCACCCAGAUGACCGCCGAAAGGACGAUCGAAAAGACAGCAUCAGCAGUAGUGGAGAAAAAAGGGAAGAUGAUAAAAAGGAGGAAGAUAAGGAGGAAGACUCCUAUGACUACAGAAAGCAAAACCGAAGUUAUGACAAAUAUAGUAGCCGAGGUGACCAUUAUGACAGGAAGAGAAAUGGCAAAUACGGCGCGCCUGAUAGGAGCAGCUACAGGGACAGUUACGACAGGGGUAGUUACAAGGACGGUUACGAUAGGGGUAGCUAUAAGGACGGCUACGACAGGGGUAGCUAUAAGGACGGCUACGACAGGGGUAGUUACAAAGACGGCUACGACAGGAGCAGUUACAAAGACGGCUACGAUAGAAGCAGCUACCGAAAUGCUCACGAUCGCAUUAGCUACAAAGAUAAUUAUGACCGAAGCAGCAACUAUGUGGAGUACGAUAAAAUGGACAACAAAUAUUAUUCAAGCAACUACAACUCCAUGAGACAUAAAAAUUACAAAAAUCAUCACAAUGGCCAUGGCAAAAUGAAUAAUUAUAAUUACCAGAACAACUUCAAGUCAGGUCAUUAUUAUAAAUACCCAUCUAAGGGAGGACCCAGCACCUACUACAGCAAUAGUAAAAAUGUUACCAAGCCUGGUGAAAAAGAGAAAACGGAAACCAAGGCAGAUAUACAGGCUAUCCCCAAGAAAGCCAUCGUCACCACUGUUAAGACGAACAACGUUUCCAUUAAGAAGAACCGUUAUGAGUGUUUAGAUGAUGGUGACGAGAGCGACAAGUGA